GGGCGCCCGCAGGCGGAGAAGGUUCCUGAACCGGCCCCGGAGUGACGGCGCACCGCAUGUUCUCCACCGCAGCUCCAUGGAACAACUGUCAUCCGCGGAGUAAAACACACACAAACCGCCCGUACUGCUGCCACAUUUAGCACUUGUUUUUGUCCGGAUCUUCCUCGUUUAGCUCGCUCUGCUGCGUUAGCUAGCAUGUCUGUGGUGGGCUUUGACGUUGGGUUUAUGAGCUGCUAUGUAGCGGUAGCACGAGCCGGAGGAAUAGAGACUGUCGCCAACGAAUACAGCGACAGAUCUACACCAGCAUGUGUGUCAUUUGGACCACGCAACCGCUCCAUUGGUGCUGCUGCAAAAAGUCAGGUUGUCACAAACUGCAAAAACACUGUCCAGGGAUUCAAGAAGUUCCAUGGAAGGGCAUUUUCAGAUCCAUUUGUGCAGCGCCUCAAAUCCAGCCUUGUUUAUGACAUUACACAAAUGCCCACAGGAACAACUGGUAUCAAGGUGACGUACAUGGAGGAGGAGAAGAUUUUCAGCAUUGAGCAAGUGACAGCCAUGCUGUUGACCAAGCUGAAAGAGACGGCAGAAAGUGCUCUGAAGAAGCCUGUGGCUGACUGUGUUGUUUCUGUUCCCUGCUAUUACACUGAUGCUGAGAGGAGAUCUGUUGUAGACGCAGCUCAGAUUGCUGGACUCAACUGCCUGCGACUUAUGAAUGAGACAACAGCAGUUGCUUUGGCGUAUGGCAUCUAUAAGCAGGAUCUCCCUGCUCCUGAAGAAAAACCCAGGAAUGUGGUGUUUGUAGACUUGGGUCAUUCAGGAUUCCAAACCUCUAUAUGCUCUUUUAAUAAGGGCAAACUGAAGGUUCUUGCUACAGCAUGUGACCCAGAACUUGGAGGUAAAGACUUUGAUGAGGUACUGGUCCAACACUUCUGUGAGGAAUUUGGCAAAAAGUACAAGCUUGAUGUAAAGUCCAAGCCCAGGGCUCUGGUUCGGCUGUACCAGGAAUGUGAAAAACUCAAGAAGUUGAUGAGCGCUAACUCUUCAGAUCUUCCCCUCAACAUUGAAUGCUUCAUGAACGAUAUUGAUGUAACUGGGAAAAUGAACAGAGGACAUUUUGAGGAGAUGUGUGCUGACAUUCUUGCGAGAGUUGAGCCUCCACUGCACAGUUUGUUGGAACAAGCGAAGCUAAAGAGGGACGACAUCUAUGCAGUAGAGAUAGUGGGAGGGGCUUCAAGGAUCCCGGCUGUUAAGGAAAGAAUCAGCAAAUUCUUUGGAAAGGAACUGAGCACCACACUAAAUGCUGACGAAGCUGUGGCCAGAGGAUGUGCCCUGCAGUGCGCAAUUCUGUCUCCUGCUUUCAAAGUCCGUGAAUUCUCAAUCACAGAUGUGGUUCCCUACCCAAUCUCUCUAAAGUGGCAUUCAGCUGCAGAGGAAGGAGUGAGUGAUUGUGAGGUGUUUCCCAAAAACCAUGCAGCACCCUUCUCAAAAGUUUUGACUUUCUACCGGAGAGAGCCGUUCUCUUUAGAGGCCUAUUAUAAUUGCCAUAAUGAGUUGCCGUAUCCUGAUCCCACUAUUGGUCAAUUUAUGAUCCAGAAAGUUGUCCCACAGGCGUCUGGAGAGAGCUCUAAGGUUAAAGUUAAAGUGCGUGUGAACAUUCAUGGAAUAUUCAGCGUCUCCAGUGCCUCCCUGGUCGAAGUACAGAAGUGCGAUGAGACGGAGGAGCCCAUGGAAACAGACCAGACCCAAGACAAGGAUGCAGAGAAUAAAAUGCAAACUGACCAAGAAGAGCACCAAGGUCAAGGGGAAAGUCCUAAAGAGCCAGAAGACAAAACAUCUCAGGAGACUGAAGAAAUGGAGACCACCACGCAAGAGAACAAGGGUGAAAAGAAGUCUGACAAUCCUCCACAAGCUAAAAAGGCUAAAGUAAAAACAAAAGUGCUGGAGCUUCCAAUUGAAAACAGCCCACAGUGGCAGCUGGCGGUCGACAUGUUGAAUCUUUUUGUAGAAAACGAGGGUAAGAUGAUCAUGCAGGACAAGCUGGAGAAGGAGAGGAACGACGCCAAGAAUAAUGUGGAAGAGUACGUUUAUGACAUGAGGGACAAACUGCAUGGGAUGUAUGAGAAGUUUGUCAGCGAGUCUGACCGAGAUGCGUUGUCUCUAAAGCUGGAGGAUACUGAGAACUGGCUGUAUGAAGAAGGCGAGGACCAACCCAAACAAGUGUACAUCGACAAACUGGCUGAGUUAAAGAAACUUGGUCUGCCUAUCCAAGAAAGGUAUUUAGAGGCAGAAGAGAGGCCGAAAGCAUUUGAAGAGUUGGGAAAACAAAUUCAGCUGUAUAUGAAAUUUGUUGAGGCGUACAAGAUGAAGGAGGAGCAAUACGACCAUUUGGAAGAGGCUGAUGUAUCUAAAGUAGAUAAACUGACCAAUGAUGCGAUGAUCUGGAUGAACAGUGCCAUGAACCAACAAAGCAAACAGAGUCUGACAGCUGAUCCCACAGUAAAAGUCAAGGACAUUGCAGCAAAAACAAGGGAGCUCUUCUCUGCUUGUAAUCCUAUUGUGACCAAACCCAAGCCCAAAGUAGAGUUACCGAAGGAGGAGCCGCCUGCUGAACAGAACGGGCCUGUCAACGGGCAGGAGAAAUCCCAAGACGACAAAGCAGCAGCUGAUGCCGCCGGCAGCAACACAUCGGCAGCUACAGAAAACAAACCUGAAAUGGACCUGGACUGAAAACCAUCAGAUGUACAUGUGCUGGUUGUGUGGUCACAGUGUAGUGGAGAGAAAGUACAGGGUUUCUGGACGUUCGCUCCACAGUUAAAUUACAGGCAGGAUAACGAAUACGCAGUUCCCACUGGUGUCUCUGACAUAGCAUGUCCCCUUCUCUGGAUUACAAUAAAAAAAACAGCUGCAAUAAGCCUGUUUGACAAUGAGCGCUGUACACAAUGGUAUUUAUUUCUGUUCCUGUAGUCUGUGUGUUCUGGUCUGUGUCACAAUAUGGUUUUAAUAAAAGUAUUGAACAGCCGCUAAUUACCAUAAGCAUAAUAUUAUACAAUGGGGUGUUCUAGAUUUACUGCUGAGGAAAAAAUGUACAGCCAUUGGCAGAAAUGUAAUUUAAUUUGAGCUGUAAAACCAUUCGAAAAUGUUCUUAAUUUUUUUGUUUAACAAGCAA
Periophthalmus magnuspinnatus is the source of this 3163-nucleotide messenger RNA. RefSeq names its product heat shock protein 4b (gene hspa4b). NCBI's taxonomy places the organism in Eukaryota, Metazoa, Chordata, Actinopteri, Gobiiformes, Gobiidae. The transcript is spliced from 19 exons. Bases 196 to 2724 code for a protein of 842 amino acids. The record is from RefSeq and is a predicted model, not a curated record. Gene Ontology annotation, biological process: protein folding. Gene Ontology annotation, cellular component: nucleus; cytosol. Gene Ontology annotation, molecular function: ATP binding; ATP-dependent protein folding chaperone.